Miscanthus lutarioriparius is the source of this 876-nucleotide messenger RNA. The record is from the annotation of a GenBank genome assembly. NCBI's taxonomy places the organism in Eukaryota, Viridiplantae, Streptophyta, Magnoliopsida, Poales, Poaceae.
AUGGUGGAACGAGACCUUGCUUGUCUUCUGCGUUCACAUAGAAGAAUCAGCGAUGAGCAGAAAGCUGAUAUUGUGGCAAUGCAGAUUUCUAGGAUCCGCAAACACCAGAUAAUGGAUAUUAUGGAAAUGCAGUACGGUGGGUAUGAUAAGGUUGGAUUUACAACAAGGGACUUGUAUAAUUUCUACGAUCACAAUAAGGUGGAGACAGUUGCUGCUGGUGGUGCUCAAACAGUCUUCAGUAACCUGACAGAAUGCAGACGUAGGGAUCCUAAUUUCUUCUUCGACUACAAGACUGAUGAGAAAGGACACCUCAAGGGACCGCUCUGGUGUGAUAGUCAAUGUCGGCUUGAUUAUGCAGCAUUUGGUGAUGUCGUCAUAUUUGAUAGCACGUACAAAAUGAAAUGGUACAAUCUGCCCCUUGAUCCUUUUGUUGGGGUGAAUCACCAUGGCAGCACAAUUCUUUUUGCAUGUGGAAUUAUUUCCCAGGAGAUAAUUGAGUCAUAUGUGUGGAUUCUUAGCACAUUCUCUGAAGCCAUGGUUCAGAAGCAUCCGGUUUCCGUGAUCACUGAUGGUGACCUUGCUAUGCAGAGAGCAAUCGGGCUGGUGUGGCCGAAUUCAUCGCAUAGGCUAUGCAUAUGGAAUAUUGAGCAGAACAUUGUGCAUAAUCUUCACGAUGAUGGUGUGAAGGAUGAUUUCAGGUAUUUCCUUUAUGAGUGUGGCUCCAUAGAAGAGAUUGAGAGGAAAUGGCUGGAAUUCUUGGAUAAGCAUAACGUUAUAGAUAAGGAGUCGUGGUUGUAUCAGAUGUAUGAGAGGAGGGAAAUCUGGUGUGCUGCGUAUUAUGCUUAUAAGUGCUACUUAGGACCGAGGAGCAACUAG